UCGUGUUAGCGAGCUAACUCGGCUAACGAUGACUGAAAAUACGCAAGGAGGAACCUGAAGCUAGCCUGGCUGUUGUCAAGAUGCUCACUUGGCCCAGCUGCCACGUAACACAGCUAGUUAACGGUGUAUGCUAGCUUUCUAAAUCUAAGCCGCCUAGCCAUACUUUCUGGAGGCAGUGAGCUAAUAAGUCCGUUGCCCAUCAUGGCAGAUGAUGAUUUCACCACAGCAGACUCUGGGGCUUCUGCAACAUACCCCAUGCAGUGCUCUGCACUGAGGAAGAACGGCUAUGUCAUGCUGAAAGGACGUCCCUGUAAGAUCGUUGACAUGUCUACCUCUAAGACUGGCAAGCAUGGGCAUGCCAAGGUUCACCUUACUGGACUUGACAUCUUUACUCAGAAGAAACUAGAAGAUAUCUGCCCAUCUACCCAUAAUAUGGAUGUUCCAAAUGUAAUGAGGAAAGACUACCAGGUAAUUGAUGUCUCAGAUGGUUUCUUGGCCCUAAUGGAUGACAACGGAGAAACCAGAGAAGACCUUAAAGUGCCAGAUGGUGACCUGGGUAAAGAAAUUGAGAGGAGGUUCAACAGUGGAGAACAGUUUAUGGUCUCUGUGCUGAGUGCUAUAGAUGAAGAGCAUGUAAUCGGCACCAAGACCAUGGCUUCUUAAUACGUCCAGGACAACGAUUGAGACCUCGCAUUAUUAUUCUCCAUUAUGGUUUCAAGCCUCACCAAAGCUACUGGCCUUCACCCCACAUCUCCACCAGUUUCCCUGCUGGUCAAGUAAAGUCUGGAAACCGGACUGGCUCAGCUUCUUAGCUGUACCUCGGGCUCAGGGCUGACUGGCAUUCUCUUCAAUCAAUGAAGUUAUCCACCCUAAGCCAUCACAGCUUAACUUUGCAAAAGAUACUUGUAUUAUUCCAGGAAUUCCUUACAAUAUUCCAGCAAUUCAUAACAUUCCUUUUAGAGUUUGAGUGAUAUGUGCAUUACUCUUUAAAUCACUCUUUCGUUUUUGAGCCGGCUGUGAACAUUUUUCAAAGCUCAGUCAUAGUUAAGAUGCUGCACCUUUUGUUCAGCGUACAUUCCCUCUUACAUGACUUUAUCUCCACUUACAUUACAUCUCAAGUAAGCUCCAGCUCUACUUGGUACACAGUUCAGAGACCCUAAAAGCAUAUAACUUCAUUGAUAGCCAGAAUUUGCCUUUCUGCCUUUGACAGUUAACACAUAUGCAUUUACAUGCACUUUUAGGAUUGACUUAUAUGCACAUGCCUUAGCAGUUAUAAAUUUAUGUAAACAGCUAAAUUUAAUUUACUCUGCACUUCAGUUGCAGAUCUUGUGGCAAGCUCUCUACUGCAUCUAGUCCAGGUCUCAUUAAGAUUGGCCUUUUCUAGCAGGGAACUCUGCUGUUUCAGCUGUUCUGAAGCCGAACAGGCCUGGACAGGGGUGGUUGGGUGGGGCCAUUUUCUCUUCUAUGCUAUGAAACUUUUUCCUUUCACUUGAGGCCUUUAUGAGCUGACAAAUGUAUAGAAAAGGAUUUCGAAAGAACAAAACACUGAAAACCUUUACUAUUAUAGUCAUAAAACAAUUUUAUCUUGAAGCUUAAUUUCAAUAGUUUUUAGCAUUAUUACAAUGCUACUGAUAUUGAUGCCUCUUGGCACUUAAUAGUGGAAACUAAACUAUUUUAAAUCUUAUAUGAUGUAGCCAAAACUAGGUGGUAGUUAAGCUGCAGGUUAUCCAAGUCUUAUUGUGAUGGGAUACAUUGGUGCCCAAGAACAGAUUAGCAGUUACCAUUGAGCUAUAUUUUGGCUUGUGGGUGGGGAAGUGGAAAGUAAAUUCGGGGGUGGUUAGUCUGUUUACAGUUAAAUGGGAUUGUUAAGGGGUUUGUGCAGAGUUUGUACACUAAAGCGGAUCGUGGCUCACAUGGAUUUUUACAAAAUCAUGCUAAAUGGUUAUUAUUUAGGUUUACGUCCACACACACAAAAAAAACCGUUACUGAGAGAUAAAGGCAAAGGCAGGAAAUCAGAAUGCUUUUACAUGCACUGCAUUAACGUGGUUGCUGUAGAACCUGCACUUAUGUGCAGGUUGUCAGUUUUCUCCCCUACCUCCUACCAUAAAAUUAAAACUGAGUGGCAUAUUUUAAAUGUAUUAGCAAUAUGUUUAAAGCACUGCAGCCUGAGUGUUUCCUGUUUUCUGAUCAGAGCAUUUGGACUGAUGGUGCAGUGAGAGGACACUAGUGAAGAAGGCAAUUUUCAUGAGAGCAUGUGUUAAGAAAUUUACAAAUAACCUGCUGUUCCGCUGUGAAAAUGACUUAUUUAGAACUGUUUGUUUUAUUGUAAGUUUUAGUCUGACUUUGGAUUUUGACUAUAAGGAUGCACUAUUAUGAGUUAUAUGAUAUUGUCAACUUCUGCACUUCUGUCACAGCAGUACUUUUCCUAAUUCAAAUUUUGUCCACGAGCCUAUGCUCUUGUAAAAAAAAACCUGUUAGAAACUCAGUUAAAUGUACACAUGGUCAAGAAAUCUGAUUUCUUUUGCAGAAAUCCCUCAACACUUUACAACUGGGAAAGGAAGUGUUUACAUGACACUUACGAGAUCAGGUUGCUUCUAGAAGUUGAUAAUAAUCAGAUUACUUAAUUGCUUGUAAACACACAGAUUGUAAUAUUGACAUUAGAAGGUAUUCUGUUUAGCUUUCAAGUUGUCCUUUGUACGGCAGCCGGUCUGUUAUUUUUGUUCUGACUUAAGUCCACCUAAAGUAUUUUUUACUUCUGUCAAGACACCAAAGUAAUUCACUGGGUGUUGCAUUGUGUAUUAAGUUCUACAUUAAUUUUUUUUCUCAUCAUUCCAGUCCUGUUUAGUGUGUGGUGUAUCCCCUGAAUAGCAUAAUGUUAGGAGCUGUGGCAUUACAACAGUGGCUUCCAACUUUGGCUUUUCCCUCUAGCCAUCUAGAUUUUCACUUGUGGUACAAAACAGCACAACAGCAGUACUCUGGACUGCAAGGCCCAAAGGUGGAAGCCACAUGACUGUCUGCAGUCAGUGCACUAAUGGUACAUCUAAUUUUGAGAAUUCCUUUAUUCAAGCAGAGCAAAAAGAAAAAAAAAUGACUAGUAAAUGAAUGCUCUAAAGACAGCAGUAUAGUAGAGACUUGUGUUGCUCCCUGCAGGCCAUUGUAUACACAUUUGCUGAGUUGAGCUGACUGUCAUUCUAUGCCAAAUGGGGGCACAUGCAAGACAACUUGAAGUCGUCCUGCAACUUCAGCCUACAACGUCUCAGCCUGAUUUUAUCAUUCUCGGGGAGCAGUAAGUCUGAAGGAUGUGAGUAACAUAAAACAAUUCAUAUGCAAAUUGCAGGAAAUGCUGUUAUGGGGCAGGAAACAAAGCUGUACAAAAGUUAAACUAGUUUGUCCAGUGAGCCAGUACACUGUGGCACAAUUCUCUGUCCAUUAUUUUGGUUGCAAGCAUGCCACUGUGCCUGUAAAAACCAGAUAAAUAUCCAGUCCAUAGUGAAAUUUAAUAGUAACGAAAAGAGGUUUUUAUGCUAAAAUUUCACCCUCCAUCUCCACAGCUCUAACAGAAGAUGACAGUCUUCCUUAAGCCAUAUUUUUGCCCCGUUACAUUUGUCUAUAACCAAGGUCAAACGCAGGAAAAUCGACUAAUUUCUCACCCUCAGUUCCCUCCAGUUAUGGAGCCGCUCCUGCCUCUGAAAUGUAGCACUAAUUACUACCACACACACACAGUGAUGCUCGACCUUUAACUGUCUUAAAAGGUGUCUCUCAUACAGAGACAGGUAACAGGACUGACCUCUGAUUCCGUUUGAGAAAAUGUUUACACUGUAAAGGGAGAUGGCCUUGUCCUUGUUGGCUUCACGUGCUGAUCUAGGAUCUGGUCUCCAAGGGCAAAAUGUAUGAUGUCAGUUUCAUGAGGACAGAUUUUCUCAGGGCUCCAAACGGAGUAUUAGGAGAUGUGUUACUUUAAUGGUGUCAGUAGUGAGGAUAAUAAAUGACAUUAUUUGCAUGAUUUUUAUUUUGAUUAAUUUGUCCCAGAAGUCUAUACAGUUCUGGUGUUGGAGAAUGUUAAAUGUCCUGUUUUUUUUUCCUUAGUCCUCUCUGGCACCUCCCAUAAGAGACAUUGUCUGCUUCACGUUUUCUCUCUGUCUUUUAACUCUGCUACUUCAUUAUUCUUGCAGGAAACAGUGGUUUGUAUGUUUAGACCACAGCUAUAGUGUAUUAUGUUAAAAAAGAGAAUAGGGGAAUUCACCUUGUAUACUGUGUUCAUUGUAUAUUCUGAGCAAGGGGGUUAAGGGUAUUUCCCCUUGUUGGCACAGGUCUCUUUCUUUCUUCAGUGUUGGAUCUAAACAGCCUCCAGGGAAAAUCUGACCUUGAAACUCUGCUGGAACAUAAAGAAACAAGGAGUUCUCUAUUCUCUGUUUUAACCAAUGUACAGCUGCUGUCAAAAAAAAAAAAAAAAUCACAACUGUUUUUAUUGA
Toxotes jaculatrix (banded archerfish) is the source of this 4472-nucleotide messenger RNA. It is a transcript of the gene eif5a2, whose product is annotated as eukaryotic translation initiation factor 5A2. NCBI's taxonomy places the organism in Eukaryota, Metazoa, Chordata, Actinopteri, Toxotidae. Bases 202 to 663 code for a protein of 153 amino acids. Gene Ontology annotation, molecular function: ribosome binding; translation elongation factor activity; RNA binding. The record is from RefSeq and is a predicted model, not a curated record. Gene Ontology annotation, biological process: positive regulation of translational termination; positive regulation of translational elongation. The transcript is spliced from 5 exons.